AUGGCCAGCCAAGCACAAGUCAACCCCAAGAGGCAACAGGAGCUCCAGCUCCAGUACUCCAACUACAAAAACACGCUACAACAAUUGGCGCAGAAGAUCGGUGACAUCGAGCAAGAAGCAGAGGAGCAUAAGCUUGUUAUCGAAACCCUCGACCCCCUUCCUAAGGACCGGAAAUGCUUUCGGAUGGUGAACGGUGUUCUGGUAGAACGGACAGUUGAGGACGUUCUCCCGUCUCUCAAGACAAACUCGGAUGGAUUGAAGCAGGUCUUGGAGGAGCUAUUGAAGCAAUACAAGUCGAAGCAGACGGAUCUGGAUAACUGGAAGGUAGGCAGAUUAGUCUCUGGUGGUCCUCGUAUGUGGGAUGCUAGAUGGAUUGCUAACUAUUCUGUUCGUUUUUCAGAAGAAGAACAACAUCCAGGUUGUACAGCCUUAGAAGCAACGGUGCUUGUGUUAUCUCACGGUUUCUGUAUCCUCUUCAUGCAGCGUUAUACACUGAAAAAUAAUAUCUCUAUAGUAAAAUCAUGUAAUUCUAGACUAUCCGAUCUGCUAUCCUGUAGUAAAUCAGAAAGCAUCGUAGAUGAAGUUUAA
Molecule: messenger RNA, 588 nt
Organism: Aspergillus niger
Lineage: Eukaryota; Fungi; Ascomycota; Eurotiomycetes; Eurotiales; Aspergillaceae
Exons: 3
Coding region: 1-588 (195 amino acids)
Biological process (GO): protein folding
Cellular component (GO): cytoplasm; prefoldin complex
Molecular function (GO): protein folding chaperone
Source: RefSeq, a predicted model, not a curated record